AACGUCGGCGCCUUUCCCUGCCGCGCUGCAACGUACUCGGAUCUUAGCUGCAGCGUUCCCGGUUUCUCCCGCGCGCUGCUCUCGGCUUGAGCUCUGCGCCCCCUGCCUUGGUCUAUGGUGCUUCCCGGAGCCCCCGGCACCGUCAUGUCGCGCUCGGAGGAGGUGCAUCGGAUCACCGAGAAUGUCUACAAGACUAUAAUGGAGCAGUUCAACCCCAGCCUCCGGAACUUCAUUUCCAUGGGGAAGAACUAUGAAAAAGCCUUGGCAGGUGUGACUUUUGCAGCAAAAGGAUACUUUGAUGCUCUGGUUAAAAUGGGAGAAUUGGCCAGCGAAAGUCAAGGAUCUAAGGAACUGGGGGAGGUUCUGUUCCAAAUGGCCGAAGUCCACAGACAGAUUCAGAAUCAGUUGGAAGAGAUGCUGAAGUCCUUCCACAAUGAGCUAUUAACACAACUGGAGCAGAAAGUAGAACUGGAUUCCCGAUAUCUAAGUGCUGCUCUGAAGAAGUACCAAACCGAGCAAAGGAAUAAGGGGGAUUCGCUAGAGAAGUGCCAGGCUGAACUGAAGAAGCUCCGGAAGAAGAGCCAAGGGAGCAAGAAUCCUCAAAAAUAUUCUGACAAGGAGCUGCAGUUCAUUGAAGCUAUCACCAACAAACAAGGCGAGCUGGAGAACUACGUCUGCGAUGGGUACAAGAUGGCGCUCACAGAAGAGAGGCGAAGAUUCUGUUUCCUGGUAGAGAAGCAGUGCGCUGUGGCCAAGAAUUCCCUCACCUACCAUUCUAAGGUGAGCGAGUUGUUGUGUUGGGGUGCCGUACCAUUGGUACCAUCGACUUGGGAAGCGGGUGGGAUGAAAAAGUCCCUCCGUUCACGCAGUCCCUCGGGAACCCAGGCACGGGCAGCGUUUCUGUCCUGGCUGACUUCUAAACUCCUACUAACUGUCCUUCCUUCCUUCCUUCCUUCCUUCCUUCCUUCCUUCCUUCCUUCCUUCCUUCCUUCCUUCCCCACCCGACUACAGCGAAUGUCUGCACAAGAGACCAUCCCCGUAAUGAAUGGUGUCUCCAGCUCAGAAGGCGAAGAUUACAACCACUGGUCCGACAGGAAGCCUCCUCAGCCUAAGUCCUUAUCCCCACCCCAAACUCAGAAGAUGAGUGACUCCUAUUCCAACACGCUUCCCGUGCGCAAAAGUGUCAUGCCGAAAAACAGCUAUGCAACCACUGAAAACAAGACUCUGCCCCGUUCCAGCUCCAUGGCAGCAGGGCUGGAAAAGAACGGCCGGACAAGAGUACGAGCCAUCUUCUCUCAUGCUGCCGGCGAUAACACCACCCUGCUGAGCUUCAAGGAAGGAGACCUCAUUACGUUGCUAGUGCCUGAGGCCAGAGACGGGUGGCACUACGGAGAGAGCGAGAAGACAAAAUUGAGAGGCUGGUUUCCUUUCUCCUACACACGUGUGCUGGACAGUGAAGGGAGCGAAAGGUUGCACAUGAGCCAAGGGAAAAGCAGUAGCACAGGGAACCUGCUGGACAAAGAUGACAUCCCCCCUCCAGAUUACAGCAUGUCUUCCCGAGCUUUCCAGUCACAGAACGUCAACACCUUCAAACAGAGGCCGUACAGCGUGGCAGUGCCUGCUUUUGCCCAGGGACUGGAUGACUAUGGAGCAAGACCCUCAAGCAGGAAUCCUUUUGCCAAUGUCCAACUCAAACCAACGGUGACGAACGAUCGUUCCGCUCCUCUCAUCAGCUGAUCUCCAGGGAUAUUGGGCGACGGCGGGUACCUCGCACCUUUUUAUUUGAGUUUCACCUGUGUGGCAUUUCUGUGGUGUCCUUGUAAAGCACAUGUCUAUCUUUCCACAACUCUUUAUUUUUGUAGUUAGACUGAAUCUCAGCCCCCUGCUUGAGAAGCAGAAGUUGGCGCACUCGUUUUCUUUAUUUUUGUCUUUAGAAGAUAUACCUUGGCCUUUGGAGUGAUAAGUACCUCAAAGAGUACAUGAUGUCUCUGUUGUGAAUGGAGAGAUAGAACUAUGAACCAGGCCAUGUAGUCUGUUCUGUUAUAGACUUACGUUUGAAACCUCCUAAGGGUGAAUAAGCUAGGAAAGCUAGUAUGAGCAGGACGAGACAUUCUGUUUUGCAAUUAUCUUAUUUCUCAGUUAAUUUCUUGUGGAGGUCUCUUGGCACAAUCAGAACAUGUGGAUUUGAAUAAACUGAGCCUCUGGACUUCAGUGGUUGUCAGUAAAAGCAUUAGCACUGCCCGGUGUCACCAGACAGCGGCUGCUAGCAGCUGCAAGUCUGUACCACAGCUCUACAGCCAGAGCAGCGCAUUAUAUGGACGGAAGACUCAUUGGCUAUACAUCCCUCUUUUGAUUUGUGCUGUGCUUUCACUGGGUAGACCACUCUCCCUAAACUUAGUACAGCCAGACUCCAAAAGCUGUCCCCUCUAGUUAUCCUUUUAAUUUUCAUGACCAGUCCAGAUCGCUGCAAGUAUGGAAGGAAGUAAAAGGCAGGUCGAAAUUCACAAGGCAGCCAUCCUGUGCCUGAUCAUAGUCAAAUGGUUAUGUAUGCAUUUUUCAUGUUGUGUGCACAUGGCUAUGGUGAUGGUGCAUCAAGUAGGGAAACACCCUUUUGAGUUGCUUUUCAGUGAGCAACAGCCCCUUAUCACUAGAACAACUUGCUAAUUAACUAGGCUGGGGGAGAACCCUAACAGUUAACAAAGCUAGCUUAUCUCUCUCUCUCCUGCCCACCCCUCUUUCUGCCCUGAACUCCUCUUCCAGUGGACUUCUUCUCUACACAUCCUGCCUGGUGCAGUGUUUCAGUGUCCAUGCCACAGGAAGGAGACGGCUUAGGCAGCCUGGCCCCAGUUUGGUACUGCAGGUCAAUGCCAUUAGUAUUACUCUGGGCAGUGAACCAGGACCUUGCAGAGUUCCUCUUUUUGCUGCUCUUUAUAGUCUGCUUUUCUUUUUAAGAUGCCCUUGCAUUUGCCUUAACUACAGGGGUGGCUAAGUUGUGGCCCUCUAGGCUUGUUGGACUCCCUAGGUUUGUUGGCUCCAGCCAUCAGGGUCAGUGGUCAGGGAUUAUGGGACUUGUAGCCCAGAAAUACCUGGAGAACCACAGGCUAGCUGCUCCUGCCUUACAAUGUGAAUGUUAGAAUAUUUUCAUAAGAAGCUUUUGCAUAUGCUGUUGAGCUGGAGGGAUCAAAGUUCCCAAAAGCUUCAAUGCACAGCACUCAGUGUUGCAUGGCUAUCCCUGCAGGGUGAUGUUAGCGUGCACUUCCAAACUGGAAAGGAGGGAUCUGUGCUACUGUCUCCCCUAACAGCAGCAGUCAACUUGCAGAUCACUCCCGAGGUCACAGGAUUGGCUUCUGAUGCGCAUUCAUCAUUCCUGGCCAAGUUUCCUCUUGCUUAUUCUUAGACUGGAGUUCAUCCGCAAUCUGUCUUCUAAUGAAAGGUAAUCCAGCCAUCCAUGCUGGGAAGUGGCAGCUGUCUCUCAUCCCUAAAGCUACCACGAGAUAACUUGGGCACCUUAGCACCUCUUGUAGUGGAAGGAAGGAAGGAAGGAAGGAAGGAAGGAAGGAAGGAAGGAAGGAAGGAAGGAAGGAAGGAAGGAAGGAAGGAAGGACUAGCAGGAGCUUCUCUUGGAAGCUGGGUGAGAAGAUGAGCCAGGGGCCUUGUAUCUCUUUCCUCCAUGCAUGGGAAAGCAGCUUGGUGUGUUUGAGUAGGCAAACGUUUACCAAAGAACGGUUAAACGGGCCCUCUCCUUAACUCUUGCCAGUACUCUUUAAUAAUAAUAAUAAUAAUAAUAAUAAUAAUAAUAAUAAUAAUAAGCAGCAUUAGGGGACAAAAAGCAGCCACAUGUGGAUUCAAGUUGAAGAAUCACAGAGCUGCCUUGCAUCAUUUGGUUCUCAGAUAAAAACACGCAUGCAAAUUGAGAAGGUUUGAGGAUUAGACUCUGUGCCCUCACUUUUAUAUUAGUGUCUUAAAUAGAUAAAUAAAUAAAUGGCACCCACAGUGCCAGCCUCACAUUUAGAGGGGCUGAGAUCUCGCUAGUAUUCUACGUGGAAAGGCACCAUUGCUUGCAUUUUUACUGAUGCUCAUGAUGUGCUUCCAUACAUGUCUCAACAACCUUUAUUUUUGUACAGGCAUAAUGUUAUUUUAAGUACAGACCAAUUAUUGUUUGUUCCUGUUUGGGACAGGUAAUCUGGCAAAUGCCGGCCUUGGCCAACAGCUGUAAUUCUAGGCCGCUCCUUACUUAUAUGAGCAGGUCCUGUGUUGCAGCCAGUGUGUCUGAGUGUAUCCUGCCCUUCCUCCCUCUGAAAUAUAUUUCUCUCUUUCUCUCUCUUGCGCUUAAUAAUUACCUCAGGGCUUUGUCCACAGGAGUGUGAUGAGGUUUCUCAGCCAGAGCUUUAUAUUUUUAGAAAUGGCACAGAGCCAUACUAUGCAGAAAGGUCAAAUUCUACUUAGAUGAAGAGACUCUAGCCAGAUUAUAUUAUUAUUAUUAUUAUAUUGUUAUUUCUAGCUCUUUAUUCACACUUGUCUCAAGCCAGCAACAAGGGUAGAAAGUAUCCCAUCCCAAUGUAGUAAUGGUUGCAGGAGUGCAGCGCAGUUUGCAGAGUAAUGUUCUGGCAGAAGUGACCAAGAUGCGGGCAUCUUGGACUUCAAUCUCCUCUAGGUUUCCUAGCUUAACAUGCCCUCUGACCCUCUGUGCAAAGGCACACCAUGUGAACUCAAGGCUUUUGAACACCAUUAUGUGCCUAAGGGACAAAGUACUAGUGUUGCAUGAGAAAAGGAAGGGCUGUAAAUCUCCAGUUAAAAUGUAAGCAACUCAGAGAUGGGCAUGUUUAACGUGUUUUUGAGAAUAAGGAACAACCAUACGAUCGGCAUGUUUCGAUCCAGAAGUGCCCUGUGACUUGCCAACAUUUCGCGCUGGAACAGGGACACUGAGCAACUGCUUGUGGUAUCAAAUUUAUCUGUCUACAUCAGCAACCACCACUGCCACCCAGAACAGAAGGAAAUACUGGCUCGUAGCAAAAAUGAAUAGAAGGUACCAAACACUUCAGCUCCUUGUGGAACACUGAAAGGGCUAGUGGAAGUACCUACCUACAAGAUUACGUAGGCGACCUUCAUGAAUACUUACCGCUGGCAAGCCCCCAUCUCUCUUCUCUUUUGCUCCAGCUUGAAGGCUAGUGCACGCCUGUCAUUGCUGAUGUAGCCACACGUGCAUUAGCAUAGCUAAGUCUCCCGUUUAUCACGGGAAACCCCCAUAUUUUGUUACCGUUUCCCGCUGUUAUCCCGAAUUGAUAAUAUCCCGUAAAGCUCCUGCCGGCGGCCAUGUCCCGGCUCCUGGCUGUCUGUGCAUGUCUGGACAUGCGCAGAAGCAAUUUCUGGGGCCCAGACAUGCAGACAUGGGCAGCCCGGCACCGGAAG
Messenger RNA from Zootoca vivipara (common lizard), 5409 nucleotides. NCBI's taxonomy places the organism in Eukaryota, Metazoa, Chordata, Lepidosauria, Squamata, Lacertidae. The record is from RefSeq and is a predicted model, not a curated record.